GGCCCGGCGCGGUGCCCCGGGCUGUGCGCACCCUCAGCCGCGGCGGGCGGUACCAGAAACCGCCCCUUUUGUGUUUGGGGCCGGCCGGGCCGCAGUUCAAUGCUCGGCGGAACUGUGAAGCGAAAAGCGGCAGGCAGAGCGGUGCUGAGGAGAGGACGGCGGGCUGCAGCGCCGAGGUUGUUCAGGAAGGAGAAGCUUCACAGCCUUUCGAAAUACGAAACUGAUUCCCAUGGAAACAUCCUCAUCCUCUGAUGACAGUUGUGACAGUUUUGGUUCUGAUAAUUUUGCAAAUACAAAAUGUAAAUUUAGGUCGGAUAUUAAAGAAGAACUGGCAAAAAUUUUUCAUGAGGCCUCUGAUGAUGAAUCUUUCUGUGGCUUUUCAGAAAAUGAGGUUCAAGAUGCAUUGAAAUUGGAAACAGAUUCAGAUGAGAAUGAUGCAAGUGCUGAAAGUGAGAUCGAUCAGAGAGGGCAGAAAUGCCCUGUUCCUCUGAAAGUAGCCAUGAAGUUUCCACCUCGAAGAUCGGAGAGGAGGAAGGGUGGCAUGGAACCUGUCCCUGAAACACCGAUGCCCACUCUAGAUUCAGACUCUGACACUGAAGAAAAUGGCGCUAUGUUUUUAGAAAAAAGAGCUUUAAACAUAAAGGAAAACAAAGCAAUGCUUGCAAAACUAAUGGCUGAGUUGCAAAAUGUUUCUGGUAUCUUUGGUGGGAGAAAAUCGUUGCCAGCUGUCAGUCAUCAGGGACCAAAGCGACUUCCAAGGCGUUCAUUGCCCAAAUGUGCCUUGAGGAGGAACCCAGACCGGAGUUCUCGGCCUCACACAAGGUCCAGGUCCUUGAUUGAAGGACCUCCUACUCUUGUACCAGAAGAGGAAGAAGAUGACAGGUACAUCUUGGUGAGAAGAAGAAAGAUGUCUGAUGAAUACCUGGAGCAUGAAGCCCCUACUCCCAGGAGGGGUCACCGUGGUGCCAUGGCUUUUCCACAUGUUGUGCGCCCAGUUGAGGACAUAACAGCAGAAGAGUUGGAUAAUAUCUGUGGAUCUGCAAGAGAAAAAGUGUAUAACAGGGCCAUGGGAUCCACCUGUCAUCAGUGUCGCCAAAAAACCAUAGACACCAAGACAAAUUGUCGUAACCCUGACUGCAUAGGCGUGCGGGGCCAGUUCUGUGGGCCGUGCCUCCGCAACAGAUACGGGGAGGAUGUCAGAACAGCACUGCUGGACCCGACAUGGAGGUGCCCCCCAUGUCGUGGAAUCUGCAACUGUAGCUUCUGCAGACAACGAGAUGGUCGAUGUGCCACAGGUGUCCUGGUCUAUCUGGCCAAGUACCAUGGCUUUGACAAUGUCCAUGCCUACUUAAAAAGUCUGAAACAAGAACUUGGAAUGGAAGACUGAAGCUGUGACUGCCUUUAAAUUACAUACUCUUUCACCAACAUAAUAUUAUUGCCUGCAGUGAAUUGUUUAAUCAAAUGAGAUUAUGAAGUGCCUUCUUCUGCUUCCCUUUCCUUUUGGGUAAAAAAGGAUAAAAACCUUUCAUUUAUUUCAGUAUAAAUCAUACUUGGGAAAACUGUUUAAUGCAGGUCUUCACCCACCGGCCAUUGUUUUCUCUUUAGACAACUUUGCAAAUCAGAUGGUAUCAGCUUUUUUCACUAUAGUAACUUCUUUUUCUUCCUGAAAGGAGAUGUGGCUUUAAGCCAUCAGUUUGACUCAUGCAGCAAUCUAUGCUGCAGGUUUACUUAUGCUCCAAAAUCGGUUACAAAAAGAUAGAGGUAUUCUGAAAACUUGGGGUGGUUUUCUCCACAGAACAAAGCAGCCAACUUCUGCAAUACAGGCACUUCAUGAUCAAAUGGAAUUGUCUCUGAAACAACAGCAUGUUCUUAAGUUCAAAAAGAAGCCCUAUAAGUCGCAGCUGAGCAGUCUCCAAGCACUAAUAUUUGGUUUUAUAGAGUACUAAAAGUUCACACUGGCCAUUUCAAGGGAGAUGCUCUGAAGUAAAAACUGCAGUAGACACCGUUUGACAUGGCACUUUGUGUUUUUGCUCAGAUGAGAGAAGGCCACUGCUGAAAGCUUCUACAGCACUAGCAUUGCCUACUGGUGACAGUGAUGGGAAUGUACUGGUAUAUGUUGUGUAGUGACCACUGUCUGAAACAGAAUAUUCCAUGUGUUAAAUUACUGUUUUGGUGGACUCUUUUCCCUGUUCCUGCUGCAGAUGCAGAACUGCUUUGCAGAGUCAGCAGUGGUCCUGGGGAAGAGGGAUACCUCCAGACCAGGGUUUGGUCAGGUAGAGGGGUGGCAGGUCGUGUAGUUGUUGGCUGUCUUUGAGUGGAUGAAAGGUUGUUUAGUUUUGUUAUCAGGAAAACAGGCAAUGAAUGUUUCUGUAUCUGGCUCUUUGUGAUUGUGGAAGGUUCUUUCACAUGACAUUUGUGAAAUGUAAGUACAGCAGAAACAGAGCUGAAGAUUUCUGAUACACUGAGCCCACAGGGGUCUCCUGUACUCUGUUGUAAAAAAGAAGGUGCCAUGAAAAUUUUAUCCAGAGAACCAUAAAGCGUGUAAAUGUGCUUAGUUUUGUUAUGGAAACUACUGUGCAGGCUUUGUAUAAGGUUUAGAAUGUAAUGCUAUAAAUAAUGUACAGUUGAACAGUAGAAGAAUCACCAUGGGUUUACACUGCUGUGCCUGUGCAGUAUUUGCACUGUGUGUAUACAAAAUGAUCCAUAGUUCAUACCUUUCUGGGAAUUGCAUCAGUGUGUAUGGGAGGGGAGGAGAGAGGAAUUUAGAAACAAGAGAUAUUUGUCUCAGACUUGCAGUUCUGUUUCAUAAAUCAUCUCUCCUAUUGAAAAUCUCCUGUCCUCUCUCAGUCUGUUUUUAUAGUGGGAAUAGCUGUGCAAUCUGAGGUAUGGAGAGUGCUCUUCCCUCUAGGUACAUUUUGUGAAGAAGGAACUCAUUUUUGAAAUACAUGUUCUGACAGAUAAAAGUGGUUGUGGUUUUUUUUUUUUCUUCCUAAUUGCUUGGCUUGCCUUCUGAUUGCUAGAGUGUGAAAGUACUGUGCUAAAAGCAGACCCUUGUGUUAUAUUACAGAGACUGCUGUAUUUAGAUUUACUCAGAUCUAUGCUGUUCUGUACAAAAAAUUUUAUUUUGAAAAUAAAAAUUUUCAGUUUUAGAAUA
This is a messenger RNA of Vidua chalybeata, 3154 nucleotides long. RefSeq names its product cell division cycle associated 7 (gene CDCA7). The coding region runs from base 230 to 1387 and encodes 385 amino acids. Lineage: Eukaryota; Metazoa; Chordata; Aves; Passeriformes; Viduidae. The transcript is spliced from 10 exons. Gene Ontology annotation, cellular component: nucleus. The record is from RefSeq and is a predicted model, not a curated record. Gene Ontology annotation, biological process: regulation of DNA-templated transcription.